Messenger RNA from Dreissena polymorpha, 2716 nucleotides. RefSeq lists its product as uncharacterized. The transcript is spliced from 2 exons. The coding region runs from base 1519 to 1884 and encodes 121 amino acids. The record is from RefSeq and is a predicted model, not a curated record. NCBI's taxonomy places the organism in Eukaryota, Metazoa, Mollusca, Bivalvia, Myida, Dreissenidae.
UGUGUAUUUCGUAGUUUAUGAAGUCCUCAUGCACAUUAUGUAUGCACCUGACCAGUCGUUUUUGAAGAUUAUUCAUAAAGAGAUUCAAUAUCAUGAAAGCAAUGCUGUGAUUGAUUUCCCCUCAAUUCCCAUGCGUCGCGUACUAUUAAGGGAUUAUUUAAAUGAGGUUGAGAAAAAAUGCUGGAAACAAGUAUACCCGUACAAGUAUUAUUUCUUAAAUCACUGCAUUUGAAUCAAGCAAUCAAAUGUGCAGGCCUCCGUGGAAGAUGGUUGUACAACGUUACUGUUGUGACCGACUCCAUGAGAAAUAAAAUCCUAUGCCAACGGUUUUACCAUAACUAUAAUGAUGAGCUCAAAGCCUGUUUUCGGAAACAGUUGGAGUAUACACUGUCCUGUCCGUGUCAAGAGGUGCUCAUGCUUGAGGUACGUAAAAAAAUAAAACAAAACGUAAAUAAAUUAAUCAGACAAAAUGCGGGUUAUGAAUAUAUUGCAAAACAACAGUUUCAUCGCUUACGUCGAUGUCUCAAAAGGUCGUUUUUGUUUAUUCAAAUACCAGUAUAAUUAUGUACUAGAUUAUUUAAGAGACAUUUGAAAUGAGAGUUAAAUUCUGUCAAUCAAAUAUCAAUUACAAGACACACACGUUGAUUGGCGUCAGGAACUGCUCUUUUUGCAUAAGACGUUAAUACGAUUGAACAAAAACAAAAUAAAUAUAAGCUCCAUCAAGUUUGAUUUGAAUUGUUCGCGUAUUUAUAUUUAAAACAAACAAAUGCAUAAUGUACCACUUUAAAGUGUGUUCUUAUCAAAAUAAAUCUAAACAUUACACACACGUUGAGAAACGCAUGUGAAAUGAAAUUUGAUUUGCUAUUUUAUUAAUUGGAGCAUUGUUACAGAUUUUUAUUGGCCAUGUCGCGUAUGUAGGCCAAGAAACAUAUUGAGACAGUGAAAUCUUCAUGUAACAUCUUGAUCAUGACUCGAAAACAGUAAAAAAAGCAACGACAUGCUCAUUAUAAACUGUUUUAGAAACUCUUUUCUUACUUGUAUGUAGGUAUUUAUUUCAGUGAGUUUGUAAGGUUAAAUAUGCAAAAAUAAUGGAAUUGUUAUCGUCAUAAAUGAAGCAAAAGUAAGUAUUCAUUUUCUUAAUUUCAAAAAUAUGCGAAUUCAAAUGGCGUUUAUAUUCCAGCUAAAACACGGGUCGAGAGCAAUCUCAGAAUUGAACGCCGUAAACAUGUUUUGCUAUGUGAACUAUACCCAUUUUAUAGAAUUUAGCAGACAGUUUCGAACACAAUGAUAUUUAAACCUAAACAACAUUCCAUAGGAAAUCGCACAUGAAGAUCGCAAAUAUGAAUUAUUGAGACGUACGCUACAUAAUUUGUAUAACAUCAAAUUAGCAGCGGAAUAUGAACAAAGAAGGGCGUUCGUGAAGAAACGCGGACAACAACAGCUUGUGAGAUUUUUAUUUUUAUUACAGGACAACACAUUCACCCGCAAUGACUCCCUACGCCCCGGUUUGGAAGCCACAUGACAUGCUACGAUUCCUGGUUCUUCAGCGCCUAUGGCAUCAAACACAGAUGCUGCUCCAUCAAACUGCAGACGCAGUAUCUGGGUGCAGUAGCGGCGGAGUUUGAUAACAAGACAAUGGAAGAAUUACUCGAGAAGGGUUACAAUCAGUUCUGCUCCUCUGGUGUCAGCAAGAAAUACUGUAACCUGUACCAGGAGAUAAACCCGCCUGAUGACUGCUCAAGAUACACGAUAAGCGACGAGAUACCGCUAAGGGAAGACAUCAUGCAAGAUGACCUUGGUGUUGAGAAGCAACAUGAGGACGCGGCGGUCGAGGGGAUGCUGGGACACUUCGUCAGAAGUGUGCGAAAAAUGUUUGGACUGUAAGCUUGACCACAUACACAUGACAAUCAUUAACAGUGUAACCAAAGUGUGAAAAAGGAUAGUUAAUCUUAAAUGUGCAUAUACAAACUGUAUAUGAUGUGUGUUGUAGAGUCUUCCAAUUAUAUGCAUUGUAACUUGGACCUUAGUUCGGUCUAAGAAAUGUAUCUUUAGACAGCUUUUGAUUGUUAAUACUUUUAAAAUAUGCUUCACUUGUUAAGUUCAAUUUUCAGAGGUUUCAUUGGAGUACUAUUAUUUCUAGAGACACAGUUAAUGUAUGUUUAUUACAUGUUUUGUCAGCGGGAAAACGUUGUGACAAUAAUUUGUAUACCUAUAGCUAAACGUACCGCAGAAUAUGUCAGCAUGAAUGGAAAAAGGGCUGGUGUAAUCUGUGUUUUUAUGUGUUUGCUGUUAAGUAUGUUACUUCUUAAAGCAUGGAAGUCAGUGCAAUUUGUAGUACUUAAGUAAUAUUUCGGAUUCGUCUGAAGGUGGUGUGUUUGAUCUUAUCAAGAUGACUGAGUUAAAUAUUUUUUUAGGAAUUAUAUUUUCAUCACAGUAUGGUUUCAAAUAACUUACAACCAGGAGUAUUUAUGUUUUGUGACAAUACCUUUAACAGAAAGGUAAAGUUUGUAACAAUUUGAUAGGGCACGUUUAAGACAUAAAUGAACUAUUUCAAACACUAAAUUGUGUCCAUACUUAUUGCAGAAUAACCUAACCUUUGUUCAAGACGUUCUGUAAAAUAAUCGAAAUAUAUGAGGUUGCACUGUUUAACCAUAGGAAAAUAUAAACUAUUAUUGAAAUUUAUAGAUUUCUUUCACAAAUAUUUGUGCUUUUACAA